Messenger RNA from Dermacentor albipictus, 1909 nucleotides. RefSeq names its product DNA damage-regulated autophagy modulator protein 1-like. Lineage: Eukaryota; Metazoa; Arthropoda; Arachnida; Ixodida; Ixodidae. The record is from RefSeq and is a predicted model, not a curated record.
GUCGUGGACCACAACAUGCGACCCGUGCAGCUUUGUAAGCGCGCGCUCCGCGGACGAGCGUGCAGAAGAAGAUAAAAAUGGAACCGCCGGCGGAGAACUCGAAGGUGUUCAAGUCCUACAAGCACGCUAUCUCACACCUGGGAUUCUUCGCUCGCUUCGGAGGCGCCUUCGGUGCGGCCACCAUCAUCGCGGUCUACAUCAUCGCUGUGGCCAACCAUGACAUCGAUCCUUACAAGUCUUACGUCAGUGACGCCAGUGGGGACCCACCGCAGAGCGGCCUCUUUGGGCUUUGCGUUGUGAUCAUGAUUGUCAUGGGUUUUCCUGUAAUGUACCUCCACCACAUGCGAAACCAGGUCACCAUGGAGGCAACGGGCUGCGUCGGCGAGCGUCUCAACCGUGUGGCGCUGGCUUCCGGCGCCCUCUCCUGCCUCGGAAUGGCCGUGGUGGCGCUCAAUCCCGUGUCACACGUCCGCAGGGAUGGCCAAUGGAUGUGGCCCGUGUUCCUGCCACACGUGGUUGGGGCCGUCCUGUUCUUCGCGACGGCGUACGCGCACAUGCUCGUGCAGACGAGGCUCAUGUACACGAUGGCCGGGGCCCCCGGCGGCUUCCCCGUCGCUGGGACCGUCAGGGUGAAGACACUUCUCACCACCAUCGCCAGCGUCUGCGUCGUGUUCAUGAUUCUCUUCGCUCCCAUGGGUGAGGCCUUCUUCAUCAAGGGCAAACCCGACACAUUCGGCGAAGCUGCGUACAAUUUCCGAAGUAUGAGUGUACGCCUCUUCGAAGCACUCCCUCCGGAGUACGUCAACCAAAGUCUCUUCCAACAGUACUCUCGCAACUACCCGCCCAGCGCCUCAUUCUCCAUCGCCGCAGAAUGGGUGUUCGUCUUUUGCUACCUCCUGUACUUCGCCACUUACGCCAGCGACUUCCGGGACUGCACCUUCUUCCUGGACAUUUACGUUCGGGAUUACGCCGCGCCGCCGCCCCAUCCGCCGCACGAACUCUGAGAACAUUCUGCGCUGCGUUUCGUAGCUCGAUGAAUUUCUCCCUACUGGGGACUUCUCGUUGUAAUUUGUACAGUAUUUGUGUUUUUGAGCGUAGCUCUGAAUAAUUGUUCACCGCUGUUAGAUGAAAACCUUAAGUGUUAGCAUUCCUCACAUUGUUCUAGCCGUAAUGUUCCUGUGAAUUAUACCUGUAAAGAACAGAGUUGACGCCAAUAAUAACUGGAACAAGUUGUUCUCCUUUAUUUUUGGCCAUCGAGAGCACAUAUGUACAAAAAGAUUGAACGAUUAUGUGUAAUUCGAGUUAAAACUUAGUACAUAAUUAGCGUAGUAAAUAAAUAACAAUUGUUUUGUGGAACUGUACACAGCUGGAUCUUCACCUACAAGGUUAUUUCCCACAAAGGAUGAAACGUGGUGAAUGAAUUGCCAGACUUUCAGUAUUUCUAAAAUAUUUUUUAAAGCGCGAUUGCUUGUUAAUACAUUUUAAAUGGGAGAAAAGGUUCGCUUUCGCAUCUACACUAGUGAAGCCCUUGGAAUUCAGUUAAAUUCUGGACUACACUAAAUAGUACGCGCUCAAUUUAUUACGAUUCAUUCACUGAGCUGGUCGAUGAGCUCAGAUAAGAGCGUAAUUAACUUACCUUGACCUCCGUAUCGGCAGUGUGUUACAGCGCAGUAUUUGCCGCCGAGUGACCCGGAUGGUUUCUGAGUACGCAUAUAUGGUGCUCAUCAUUGCUGUAGCUGCUCUUCCACACAUAGUCCUGCCUGGAUUCUGUACUAUAGGGCACGCAGCCAAGGGCAUUGCUAUGGCCCAUAUUUCAUUAAAGAAUUUUAUACCAGUGCAUCCUCCUCCUCUUUCUUUUUUUCAGUUCUCGCGAAGUCAAAGCGGACUAAACUUCCUUUAUUCUUCGUAA